CCUGCCGGAGUUCGCGCGGGUCGCACGGCGCUGGGUCACGUCGCGUCGCCUCGAAGCUCCUCUCGGCAUCGCCCGGAUCACCCCUCCCCCCCCCCACCACAGCAUCGCCCGGACCACCCCUCCCCUCCACCACAGCAUCGCCCCUCCCCUCCCCCCCUCCCCCACCACAGCAUCGCCCCCCCCCUACGUGAAGAUGGCGCUCCUGGCCAACAAGAAGGGCGAGGCGCGGCUGACCAUCUCCAGGUGCUGCUGCCUCUCGCUCAAGACCACGGCGCUCAUCGUUGUCGCCACGGAGACGCUUUUUAUACUUAUGUGUAUCGUCUUCAUGGCUAUCGCAAAGGCUAUGAUGCCAGGCUUUCCACUAAUUCUGUCGCACUUCGUUGUUUUGGAACUCGAGCUGCUCAUCCAGCUGAUCAUGUCCUGCGUCCUGCUCUAUGGGAUUCUGAAGAAGCGUCGGGAGCUGGUGAGGGCGUGGGUGUGGGUGCGGGGCGUGUGCUUCCUCACCGAGUUCCUCAUGGGCACACUGUCCAUCCUCAUCAUCCAGCUGUGGAAUGUCGGCCUCGUCCUGCUGCUUCUGUCCCUCAUCGCCUUCGGGAACAUGUUACUCAUCCGCUCCUUCGGAUUCCACAUGCAACAGCGCGAGUCGGGGGGUGAGUCGGAGGUCGUGAGUGUGGAGGACCUGGUUAAGGCAAAUCCUGACUCGAAGUGAAGGAAUUUUUAUCAUGUAUGUCUGUAUUUAAUCCCCCUGUAUUCACCUGUGAAGGUUUGUUGGCUGUAGUGAUGUCAACGGUGAGGCAUUUGCAAUUUUAAUAUUAUAAUAAAAUUCUAAUAUAAGAGUACA
Messenger RNA from Penaeus monodon (black tiger shrimp), 841 nucleotides. RefSeq lists its product as uncharacterized. NCBI's taxonomy places the organism in Eukaryota, Metazoa, Arthropoda, Malacostraca, Decapoda, Penaeidae. The transcript has 6 exons. Bases 194 to 709 code for a protein of 171 amino acids. The record is from RefSeq and is a predicted model, not a curated record.